AUGAGCCCCUGCGGGCGGGCCCGGCGACAGACGUCCAGAGGGGCCAUGGCCGUCCUGGCGUGGAAGUUCCCGCGGACCCGGCUGCCCGUGGGAGCCAGUGCCCUCUGCGUCGUGGUCCUCUGCUGGCUGUACAUCUUCCCCGUCUACCGACUGCCCAACGAGAAGGAGAUUGUGCAGGGGGUGCUGCAACAGGGCACGGCGUGGAGGAGGAACCAGACGGCGGCCAGAGUCUUCAGGAAACAGAUGGAAGACUGCUGUGACCCCGCCCAUCUCUUUGCUAUGACUAAAAUGAAUUCCCCCAUGGGGAAGAGCAUGUGGUACGAUGGGGAGUUUUUAUACUCAUUCACCAUUGACAAUUCAACUUAUUCUCUCUUCCCCCAGGCAACCCCAUUCCAGCUGCCCUUGAAGAAAUGCGCGGUGGUGGGAAAUGGUGGGAUUCUGAAGAAGAGUGACUGUGGCCGUCAAAUAGAUGAAGCAGAUUUUGUCAUGCGAUGCAAUCUUCCUCCUUUGUCAAGUGAAUAUACUAAGGAUGUUGGAUCCAAAAGUCAUUUAGUGACGGCUAACCCCAGCAUAAUUCGGCAAAGGUUUCAGAACCUGCUGUGGUCCAGAAAGACGUUUGUGGACCACAUGAAAGUGUAUAACCACAGUUACAUCUACAUGCCUGCCUUUUCUAUGAAGACGGGAACAGAGCCAUCCCUCCGGGUUUAUUACACACUGUCAGAUGUUGGUGCCAAUCAAACAGUGCUCUUUGCCAACCCCAACUUUCUGCGUAGCAUUGGGAAGUUCUGGAAAAGUAGGGGAAUUCAUGCCAAGCGCCUGUCCACAGGACUCUUUCUGGUGAGCGCGGCCCUGGGCCUCUGUGAAGAGGUGGCCAUCUAUGGCUUCUGGCCCUUCUCUGUGAAUAUGCAUGAACAACCCAUCAGCCACCACUACUAUGAUAAUGUCCUGCCCUUUUCUGGCUUCCAUGCCAUGCCAGAGGAAUUUCUCCAACUCUGGUAUCUUCAUAAAAUUGGUGCACUGAGAAUGCAGUUAGACCCAUGUGAGGACACCUCACUCCCACCCACUUCCUAG
Molecule: messenger RNA, 1071 nt
Organism: Mesoplodon densirostris (Blainville's beaked whale)
Lineage: Eukaryota; Metazoa; Chordata; Mammalia; Artiodactyla; Ziphiidae
Gene: ST8SIA1
Product: ST8 alpha-N-acetyl-neuraminide alpha-2,8-sialyltransferase 1
Exons: 5
Coding region: 1-1071 (356 amino acids)
Biological process (GO): oligosaccharide metabolic process; N-glycan processing
Molecular function (GO): alpha-N-acetylneuraminate alpha-2,8-sialyltransferase activity
Source: RefSeq, a predicted model, not a curated record